AUGGCGGCGCAGCCGAACGGCCUUGUUCGCCCGACGGAGGCCUUCCGGCCCCCUACGCUUCCCCUUCCCAAGGAUGGCAUCAACCCCAUCUUCGUCUCCGGCAACUCCUACAUCCCCGAACCUCCCCACUGGAAGAAGGCCGCAGAGGCGCUCCAGUGCACCCACUUCGAGGAGGUCCGCCGGAUGAUCUCUCAGUACCAGAGCACCCAGAUGGUGGAUCUCCAGGGCACCACCCUCACGGUGGCGCAGGUGGCCGCCGUGUCGCGCCGGCAGGAAGUAGCCGUCAGGCUCAACGAGCCGGUGGCGAGGGACCGUGUCGACAGGAGCGCCAAGUGGGUGGCGGACAACAUAGCGAGGGGCACUGACACGUACGGCGUUACCACCGGCUUCGGGGCGACGUCGCACCGGCGGACAAAGAAGGUGACCGACUUGCAGACCGAGCUGAUCAGAUUUCUCAACGCCGGGGUCAUCGGCAAGGACUUCCUCCCCACAAGCUACUCCAAGGCGGCCAUGCUCGUGCGGACGAAUACUCUCAUGCAGGGAUACUCAGGCAUCCGCUGGGAGGUCCUGGAGGCGGUGGCCAAGCUCAUGAACCAGAACGUCAUCCCCAAACUCCCCCUCAGGGGAACCAUCACCGCCUCCGGCGAUCUGGUCCCCCUCUCCUACAUUGCAGGCCUGCUCACCGGCCGGCACAACUCCCGGGCCAUCACCCUCGAAGGCGAGGAGCUCACAUCCUCGGAGGCCCUCAAGCGCGUGGGGAUCCUGUGCCCCUUCGAACUCCAGGCAAAGGAGGGGCUCGCGCUGGUUAAUGGGACGGCUGUCGGCUCGGCGGUGGCCGCCACCGUCUGCUUCGAUGCCAACGUGCUGGCGCUCCUGUCGGUGGUGCUGUCGGCCCUCUUCUGCGAGGCCAUGCAGGGGAAGCCCGAAUUCACCGACCCACUGACCCACGAGCUGAAGCACCACCCGGGUCAGAUCGAGUCGGCGGCGAUCAUGGAGUUCCUCCUCGACGGCAGCGACUACAUGAGGGAGGCGAAGGUGAGGAACGAGAAGGAGCCUCUGACGAAGCCGAAGCAGGACAGGUAUGCCCUCCGGACGUCCCCCCAGUGGCUGGGGCCCCAGAUCGAGGUCAUCCGGAUGGCGACCCACGCAAUCGAGAGGGAAAUCAACUCGGUCAACGAUAACCCCCUGAUCGACGUGGCCCGCGAUAUCGCGCUCCACGGGGGAAACUUCCAGGGGACCCCCGUUGGUGUCUCCAUGGACAAUCUCCGCAUCGCCGUCGCCGCCAUCGGGAAGCUCGUCUUCGCCCAGUUCUCUGAGCUGGUCUGCGACUACUACAAUAACGGACUGCCGUCGAACCUCAGCGGCGGGGAGGACCCCAGCUUGGACUACGGGCUCAAGGGAGCCGAGAUCGCCAUGGCGGCCUACUGCUCGGAGCUGCAGUACCUCGCCAACCCGGUGACGACCCACGUCCAGAGCGCCGAGCAGCACAACCAGGACGUUAACUCGCUGGGCCUGAUCUCGGCGAGGAAGAGCGCCGAGGCGGUGGAGAUCCUGAAGCUGAUGAUGUCGACCUACAUGGUGGGCCUCUGCCAGGCGCUGGACCUGAGACACCUGGAGGAGAACCUGCGGGAGGUGGUGAGGCACGCCGUGACGGAGGCGGCGAGGAAGACGCUGUACACGGCGGAGGACGGGACCAUGCUCGAGUCCCGCUUCUGCGAGAAAGACCUCCUCCAGGUGGUCGAGUGCCAGCCGGUCUUCUCCUACAUCGACGACCCCGCCAAUCCUUCCUACGCGCUGCUGCUACAGCUGCGAGAGGUGCUCGUGGAGAAGUCCCUCAACAAGAGCGAGGACGGAUACGCCGUGUUCACGCGGAUCCCGAUCUUCCAGGAGGAGCUCAAGGCGAGGCUGUCCGAGGAGGUGCCGCAGGCCAGGCAGCGGUUCGAGAAGGGCGACUUCUUGGUCGCCCACCGAGCUAGGAAGUGCCGGACAUAUCCCAUUUACAAGCUGGUCCGAUCCGUGGCUGGGGCGGAGUUCCUCACUGGGGAGAAGAAGAUCAGCCCCGGGGAGUGCAUCGAGAAGGUGGUCGACGCCAUCGACGAGGGGAAGCUCGGCGACGCCCUCUCCACUUGCCUGGCGAUGUGGAGGGGCUCCGCCGGCCCCUUCACCCCCCGGCCGGAGGUGUCCUCUCCAGCCCACUGCAACCCCGAGUUCUGGAGCUGGUUCGACAAGAUGAGGUCCCCCUCCGCAACCAGUGGCAGGGGCUACUGGAACAGCUAG
Molecule: messenger RNA, 2277 nt
Organism: Spirodela intermedia
Lineage: Eukaryota; Viridiplantae; Streptophyta; Magnoliopsida; Alismatales; Araceae
Source: the annotation of a GenBank genome assembly